AUUAUCUAUCACCUUCAGUCUAUUAAGCAGUGCCUAGUGUAGGAACAACAGCAUUCCUAAACUGUCUACAGUCAGUAGGUGUAACCUCUUAGUGAAGCACAGAGGAAAUAAAACUGUUAGCCACUGCUACUCCACUCACCAACAAUACAAAGUUAUGGAUUGGUUUCCAUUGUACUCCCUGCUCCUGAUGAGUUUGCUGCCUCUCUACAGUGCAGCCAACAACACAACUUCAGCAUCCACAGUCUCUGCUACUACAAUGCCCAACGCCAGCACCACGGCCACACCAAUUGAUGGCAGCACAGCUUUAUCAUCCACAGUCUCUGCUACUGGAUCACCCAGCAUAACAACGCCUAGUGUAACACCUACACUAGUGAAUGGAAACACAAGUUCAUCAUCCACGACCGAUGCUCACACAGCACCCAGCAGCCCAAAUAGUGGGAUUAUAUCUACAACAAGAAAUGUCAGGACAGCAUCAGCACCUAUAGACACAGGAAGAAACAGUACUACAUCCAUGUCAGCAAAUAACAGCACAUCUUUGGCGUCAACAGUCGCUGCCUCUACAGAAGCCAACACAAGAAACAACAGUACUACAUCCAUGUCAGCAAAUAACAGCACAUCUUUGGCGUACACAGUCGCUACGUCUACAGGAGCCAACACAGGAAGCAACAGUACUACAUCCACACCAGCAAAUAACAGUACAUCUUCAGUCCCUACAACUGGAGCUUGUGCAGAUCCACCAGCACUGUGCUGCCGUGGACAGGACAACAGCUGUAGGAGGGGACUGUGUUACUGUGACGAGAUCUGUGUGAGUUUAAACGACUGCUGUCCUGACUACAGCUCCACCUGCCCAAAGUCUCUGAACGUAACUGUGAGUGCUAUUAACGUCACAUCUGUAAACACAACUGCAGCUACCAACAUGACCACAGAUGUCUCGACCACCACCAGCUCAUAUACAGAUUACCAAACAGUGACUAUUCACCUAAAAGCUUCCCUUUUAUCCCCAAAUGGAGACAAUAGGCAGGUGAUUACAGAGGCUUUUCUUAAUUUUCUAUACCAGGCCUUUCUCCAGCAGAACUGUAAUGGCUGCACUGCAGCAGUCAAACAAAUUAAACUCACCUAACAAAGCAUCUGUACUCCAGGCAAUGAAAGCAUGAAUGUGGCUACAGCUGUACUGUGAUAACAGACAGCAUGACUCUUAAAGACAUCAUAACCAUUUGUUAAAUCUAAAUAAACUGUUAAAGGGCACUAUCUGUACUACAUAAUGUAUGUUAGGUCAGCCUGAUCAGCCAAAAAUAGAUCAAGGCAGUGCUAUUCAACUGAAGAGGGCCUGUAAAUGGUAUUCCCACACUUCUAAGGAGGGGGCAAAGUCAAAAGUUAAUUGGAAGCUGGAAGUGGUGGUUCUGGCCCAUUUGAACUACAGACAUCAGUUAAAUUAACUGUGAAACUAAGGUCUCAUUUCAGCAGUGCAGUAUUUCAGAAGCCAAGUCAACAAGUCCUCGAUUAAAGUACAUGAUAAAACAAUGUGUCACUCUACAGAAAAAGUGAAAUUCAAAUUUGUAGUACUGUUCAACUGCUGUGGAUUUUUUUCAUUAUCAAUUAAUUGUUGUCAUUAUCAGUUAGUCUGUUGAUUGAUUGAAAUAUCAGAAAACGGUGGAAAUGUCUUAAAAUGUUAGACAGUCCAAAACCAAAAGAUGGUUAUUCUGUUUCAUAGAGAACGGUCUCAAAAACAUAGCACAAAAUAUUGACAUUAGUAGAAUUUAGGAGGACAUUUAAACAAUAGAUUCAUAUUCACAUCAAAAAGAAACGCUGCAUAUAUCUGAGAUAGAUUAUUUACACUGUAUUGUAGCAUCCAAAUGUUAUAUUCCUAUGAUAUAUUGUAAAGCUUAUACUCUGAUACCAGCAGAACUACAUAUCACAACUUAUUACUAAAAACACUGACCACUACACAUUCACAGAUUCAACAGUUUAUGUUCACAUUAAAAAGUGCCAAUGCAUGUGUCCAAUACAUGAGUUAUGUGCUUUGGAUAUAAAAAAAAAUAGCCCACAAAGCCUAGAGUAUUACUUAUUGAAGUUGGUUACUCAUUUUACAACGCACUUAAACACAAAAUAAGGAUGAAUUAAUUCUCACAAGCAACUGUAGCAGCUCUUAUGCACAACAACUUCUACAAACAAUAACAAAUGACUAAUUCCAACAAAUUCCAAAUAUUUAAAAACCAUGGUGAACUCUGUCCAGGUGCAAACACAUCAGCAGUGUGCAGUAUGCUAAUAUAACCUCCACAACGUUCAGCAGCAACAACAUAAAAGAUUCAGAGUCCAAACUGAAUGAAAAUAUAAAUGAAAUAUAAACACUGGCAGAAAGCUACAGAGCGCCUUUUAGCCAUCAGGAGAGAAAUGAAACCAGCAAGCAAAGAGACAGACAGAAGACUUAAUUUAUCUGACUCACGUUGUUCGACGUGGAGGCCCAUUUUCCUUUCUUUCAUGUUUCUGUCAUGGAGGUGAAGUGGUCAUGAAUUAUCCAUGUCACACAGCGUUAAUGUCCCACUGCAUGUGUUGCUGUAAUGGUCAGUCCGUUUCAUUGUUGCCAUAGCUUCUCAUAUCCUCGUGGGUAAUGUCGGCUAACCGGAACAAUGUAAAGCAAACUAACUGUUUCAUUUAGCAGUUAAACAAUGUUAAAUUUCUUUUAAUUAUCAUAAAGCCAGAGCGCGACUAGCUUCCUUCACGGUUCGCUUAAAUUUAUUUACCAGAAAUAUUGUUUCGCAGUAGCCCCCACUGAUUCUUAGUAUAGUUUACCAUGUUUGUGGGUAAUUAACUUCACCUGUGUUUUCUUGUGUACACCGCACGAUUGGGUGCAAUAUUAUUUUUGACCACCCAGAUUCAAUUACAUGUAUCAACCAUUGCAACCCAGAGGGGCGCUGUUUCACUCCUUUGAGGAAAGUCAGUGAAAACCGAUCGAGAGCCGAGACAAGUCUGUGAUGUGGCAAGAAAAGUAUAAAAUAUUUUCAUUAAAAUCACAAUCAUAGCUUUUUUCUGCUUUGAGAAUAUUGUGAUAAUUGGGAUUUUGGGCAUACACGUGUCAUGAUGAGCUCCCACAGGGAAGCCAGGCAUGGGAUAACUAUUGAGGAAGAAUAGUGACAACUAUAUGUUAAUUUUCAAACCUAGACCCACAGUUAAACCGUAUGUGUACACCACAUCCUAUUAAUUACCCAUUAACUAGAGCUUCUGAAAAACAGAGAAUGCAAUGCCAGUCAGUCAACACCUGUGCUAAGAUCACCUGGAUCCAACACGAUUUUACUAAUUUUGCUACUGCUAAUGUCUUUACUAACAGCUUAUAAUGUACAGAACAAGUAUUUGCAUAUGUGAUGAUAAUGUGACUGUGGGCUUGUAUCUGUGUGUUUUACGCCUGAAUGUACCCAUUUUGCUGAAACACAGUCAAUCUCAUUAUUUGCUUUGGUCUUGCCUUGGAAUUUAUUUGUUUGGUGGUACUUUAUAUACAUUACAUAUCCUAAUCAACCUAAUGGUAUAUGGUGAUAUAGAAUAGAAUGCCCUUUAUUGUCAUUAUACUAAAAGUACAAUGAGAUUGGAGAGCUUGGAGAUUGGAGACAUUUUUGUAGUUUGUAUUGUUUUAUAUUGGGAUUCAUUUUCCAGUGCCUGAGUCUUAUACCAUGACUGCCGCAUUGCAAAUACAGUACAAUGUGUUUAAAGCACAAUAUGAAUGUUUUACUACAAAUGGAUCACUAUCUGUUGGAAAGAAAUUUAAUGUGAAAUAAAUGAUAACUGAAAUGCU
Messenger RNA from Lates calcarifer (barramundi perch), 3784 nucleotides. RefSeq lists its product as uncharacterized. Lineage: Eukaryota; Metazoa; Chordata; Actinopteri; Centropomidae. The transcript is spliced from 6 exons. The coding region runs from base 155 to 1120 and encodes 321 amino acids. The record is from RefSeq and is a predicted model, not a curated record.